Messenger RNA from Aptenodytes forsteri (emperor penguin), 1053 nucleotides. RefSeq names its product stimulated by retinoic acid 8 (gene STRA8). Gene Ontology annotation, biological process: meiotic cell cycle; cellular response to retinoic acid. The transcript has 8 exons. Lineage: Eukaryota; Metazoa; Chordata; Aves; Sphenisciformes; Spheniscidae. Gene Ontology annotation, molecular function: protein dimerization activity. The record is from RefSeq and is a predicted model, not a curated record. Bases 1 to 1053 code for a protein of 350 amino acids.
AUGGAGACAGCUGGAGACUGUAGGAAGACACAUGCCAGAGUGAGUCUCAAACCCCUGACACACCUGCAAGAGGUAGAACCCCAUGUGGCAAAGCGGCGCUUGUCACAGGCACGUCACCGGGCUACACUGGCAAGACUCUUCAGCGGCUUGCGGGAAGCUGUUUUAUUCCAGUCAGACAACUCAGCCUCAAAGUAUCAGGUUUUGCGUAAGGCUAAGAAAUCUAUCCAGAAGCUGGAGCAAACCUUGGGUUCUUUGCUGAAGAUGAAAGAGUCCUUCAGUCUGGAGGAUGGGAACCCGUCCAGCUUGGAGGAAGUCAGGGAGGAAUAUGUCAAGAGGUACUUCAGCAAUCACAGCACUGCAUCAGCCUCGGAAGCUGUGAGUGAGAGUGACUCUACCGUCUGGUAUUUGAUUCAAGAAUGUGAAAAACAAACAAUGGAAGAGGAUGGGAAGCCAGAAUUUAUCCAGUCUCCGGACACUUCAUCCCCGGAUCUGGUGGAAUUUGAACGAUACCUGUAUUUUUAUAAGCACACAGUGGACCUGCUGAUAGAGCAUGGAAUUGUUUGCACUGAGGAGGUGCCUCUUCCUGAGGUCUCCACGGCUAUUUCCCACCUCUGGCAAGAGCUUUCUGAAGAAAGGAGAGACAGCAUCUUGCAGUACUGUAGCCAGAGAGAUUUCCUCGUGGAUCCUAAGGCUGCUUGCCAAGAGCCUGCGUGCACUGAAGGUAGUGUGAGGGACAGCCGAGGUAACAGUGAGGAAGCCAGUGGUUCCUCAGUCUCCACACCAGAGGAAGUAAUGUUUGAAGAUGCGUUUGAUGUUGCUGCUGGUUUUCUUGACAGAAGCGAGACUCAGGGAGUGUCUAGCCAGAGUUCAGCAUUUGCAAGCUGCACUUCUGAAAAUCCAGAGGACCACCACAGACUCUAUCUGCAGAUCACUGACUUCCUAAAAAGCCUCUUCUUUGCUAAUACACAGUUUUGCCAGGAAGAAGAUCUUCAGUUCGAUUAUGAGACUGUGAUGCUGAGGUGCACUGAGACCUUCGAUGAUGAAGAUUUCUAA